Molecule: messenger RNA, 2549 nt
Organism: Bursaphelenchus okinawaensis
Lineage: Eukaryota; Metazoa; Nematoda; Chromadorea; Rhabditida; Aphelenchoididae
Source: the annotation of a GenBank genome assembly
AUGUUUGCUGAUGAGUACGCCGAAGCCGAACAGGACCCUUAUGUCUUGGCCAUGAGGGAAAGAAGUGAAAGAGCUGGAGAUCAGUUCACUAUUGUGGAUGAACCGAUCCGCAACACCUUCCUUACGAACAAGAAGUUUGGUGAAGUCACUUAUGCGACUUCUAAGAACAACAAGAUCAAUUUCGAGUGUAAGUUUUUAAUGUUUUAGCUACAUUUUAGGUAUGAAUUGUAAAAAGUGAGAUUUGUAUUUUAGUUCAAUAAACAAAUAAAAGAAUAAUAAAUAAAUAAAAAAAGAAUUAUCAAAUAGCCUUAAUUUAAAGUUGACUUACAGUAAUUUUUACUUUUUUAGACAGGAAACGCGGUAUGCUGAAGAAGUCUCGGUUUACCGAGGAAGAGCUAGAAAACCAGGACGAUGAAAUUAGUGCUGGUCAACUGUAUCAGGAUAUGAAACGAAUCGAUGACAGUCAAGUGACAAUCGAGAACAUGACAGGAGAAAUCGAAUUGAUUGAGUAAGUUACGGUAGUUUAUUACAAAGAAUGAUAAAUGUUUACUUACUUUUGUGGAUUUCGUCUUUUGUGAAUAAUGUAGACUUCAUACUGUAAUAUUAAAAUGGCACGAAAGUCUUAAAGCUUUUUCAAAAUUAAUGUAAAUUAGCGACAAAACUUUUCUUACAUCAUAAUAUACAGUUCAAAAACUUUAGUUAUACUUUUUUCAAUAUGAAUAUACAUACUUACAUAUAAAGGUACCUUUUAGUAAAAAGGUCUUGUUUUUUGAGUAUUUUGUUUAUAAUUUGUCAUAUUUAAAAAUUUUUUUUGAAACUCUAACUGUAAUUUACUUUUACAUCUUUUAGAAAGUUUGAAGAUAUGAAUCUGAACCCUAAGCUCUUCGUCAAUGUCAAGAAACGCUACGUGACCAGACCUUCGACGAUUCAACGCUACGCAUUUCCCUUGAUCCGUGACACGCAGAGAAACCUGAUCUGCAGAGCUCCAACUGGUAGUGGGAAAACCGCCGCCUUUUUAAUACCACUGAUCCAGUGUAUCUUAAAGGCCAAAGAAAACACUAAACAAAAAGAAAUUAACUACACAUUACCCCAUGCCAUCAUAAUUUCUCCGACGAGAGAACUGGCUUUGCAAUUGGCUAAAGACGCGUCAAUCUUUUGCCAGAGUACGUCCGUUGGUGUGACGUUCUCUAUUGGCGAAGUUGCUGACGAUUUCAGAUAUAGAGGACUGAAUGGUGUCGACAUUCUUAUUGGAACACCAGGCCGGUUAGAGGCUAUGUUCUUCCAGAACAGGUAGGUGGUUCUUCAAGAAGUAUAAGUGUUAAAAACAUAGUUGGUACAUGAGUAUCGGUUGUCAGGCUAACCAAUCUUUUAAAUUAGGUUUUAUAAUACCUUUAGUACAAAACUUCAAAUUUUAGGGGAAAUACUCGCUUAGCCAAGCCAAGUAUUUUGUUGUUGACGAAGCCGAUCGCCUUACCUCUGAAUACACAUUCAGAGCUAUAUGUGAAAGACUUCGACGUGAGAUGUUGAAGGCAACAAAUGGUAAAUCGAGGAUGUUGAUGUUUAGUGCCACAUCAGAUAAAGAGAGAGACGACGAACUGGCUCCAAAUCCAGUCAUAUUGAAAAUUGGCGAUGAACAGUUGCCCGUUUUAAGUGUGUUCCAAAAGUUUGUGGAAGUGGUAAGUUUUACAAAAACCUGAUUCAAAUAACGACAAUGUUUUAAACUUAAUCUGUUCUAAUGUCUUUUAUUAUGUUCUUAUAAUUCUUUUUGCAUCAUUGUUAUUUAUGUUUUGUAUUUCAGCGCCGUGCUAGCGCAUUUUACACUCAAAAAGAGUUUACAAACUCAAAAAGACCAGCUUUGUAUCAUCCACGAAAUGCACUUCAUGCCAUCGCAGGAAGGUGGUUGAUGGCCAGUACCGGUUAGACAAGACACAAGUCUUUGUAAGCAGAAGAAGACAGGCUGAUGCAUUGGCCAUUGACUUGCUGAAGGCAGGUUAUCUAGCGACAUCAACCAACGGGGCAAUUCCAAUGGAUGUGCGAAACAAAACGGUAAGAUAAAGCUUUGGUUGACAACAGGAGUAUAGUCUAGUUAGUUAGAGCUGUAAAUUACAUAAUUUGUACUGUUUUUUCAACAAUUUUCAUUUUUAUAACCAAUUUUUAUAUUUCAGCUGCAACAGUUCAAGCGUGGAGAAAUCGACAUCAUUGUGUGCACCAAUGUGUUGGCCAGAGGUGUAAACAUUCCAAACGUUUCACUAGUCAUCAAUUACAACUUGCCCCAAGCUGGACUGGUCUACCCAACAGAGUACAUUCAUCGCCUUGGCCGAACUGGACGAAUGGGUAAUCCAGGAGUGGCUUCUUUGACCGAGAACGAGACGUGGAGUUUGCCAAGUUCUUGGUUAAACACCUUGAGAAGUGCGGAGAACCAGUACCUAAGUUUGUGGAAGAGUGUCUCAACAAUGAAGUGGACAGUUUCCAAGAGGAAUGGGUUAAGAACUGUCGUCGAGAAGCCAUCAAAAACGACCCGGACUACAUUGUACCUCACCGGUUUGUAG